AUGGCACCUCAGGGAGCCUCUCCCAUAACUCCACCCCAGAUCGGCGACUCCAUCAUACACCAUGCAUUCAACGUCCCCUUCGCAUCCGAGCUGGCCGGCCCCGACACCGAGGACAUCCUGCAUGCCACCGCCGACGCCGUCCUGCGCUGGACACACCCUGCCGAAGCCCCCGAUGAUGUCCCUGUCUACGAGCUCCCCGUCCACACCGACAACCUCGCCAAGUUGAGGAAGAUGUGCAAGGACAUCACCACCAGCCCGCUUCCCAUCGAGGCCCACGUCAUCUCCACCAUCCCUAAGCAUGUCAAGGGCCAGGUCACCACCGUCUGCCUCUCCGGCUCGCACGAGAUGGUCUGGCAGACCCGUGAGAAGAUCCUGAACGAGACCCCUCUGUCUCUGCGUUGCACCACGGUGGACAUUGACGGUGAUAUGGUGGCCGACAUCAACGCCGGCUCUCUCAAGCACGUCGUGACGGAAACCAUCGACAAGAUUUCCGCCUUCUGUGGCGUCGACAUCUUUCUCCUUGGACCCAAGCUCACACCCAUCGUUGAUGGAGUGAACGGUGACGUCGAAGUGCGAAGGGAUCAGCGUUGGCGGGUGGCUAUCUACGGCGACAUUCUGUCUUCCGAACACGCAAAGACACGCAUCCUGGUCUCGAUCGACCAGUGGUUGGGUCGCAUUAUUGACAUGAUCCACAUGGACUUUACUCUGCAGCAGGCAAUCUGCGGUCGUAACCGGAAGAACAUCAAGCUUAUCGAGUCUGCCACCGGAACCGCCAUCUACUUCCCUCCGCCGUACUCGAGAUACUUCCGAUACUGUCCCAAGAACGCAUCGCCCCGGGACCCGAACGAGAUUAUCAUCACCGGAGACAAGCCUCGGCAGAUUGAGCUUGCAAAACUCAAGCUGGGAGAUCUACUGAAUCGCUGCAGGCUAUACGUCAAGGAUGUCCCCAUGCCGCCGGAGAAGGUCGACACGAUUCUCUUGACUCGACUGGACAAGGUGCGAAAGAUUGUCGAGGCCAAUGGCAGCUACAUCCAGUUCCCUCCUCUGGGUUCGCGGUCGACUCCGGUCCGGAUUCAGGCUACUGAGAACCUGCACAUUGAGCGAACCGUUCGGGAGCUCAUGUCUCUUGCUGGUCAGUUCUACAGCGGGUUCUGGGCAGCCCAGCCUGACGGGCGGAGGCUGCCGGAGGACAACGACAUCAGACUUAUGCUUGGAGACAUCUGUGCCAACUCUGAUGCCGAGAUUUCAUUCCAGCGUUUGUCCUUCACCAUCGAUGGCUCUGACGACGCGGUCAAGGCAGCGCUACACGUGAUCUCUCAAAUCAAAUUCGUGACACAGACACAGUAUACCAUCAGGGUCAAGAUCGAGCUGGCGAAUGAACACAAGGAAUUCGUCAGCGGCAAGAAGAAUGGCAAGAUCAACAAGAUCAUGGGACAGAGCAAUGUUCAAAUCAUGUUCGAGAACUUCGGCGAGUACAACUUCAACAUCGACGUCAAUGGCUCUUCCUACGACUCGAUGAAGCAGGGCCUGGGCCUGGUAGAACAGGAGAUGCCAGCUUCUAUCUCGUUCCACGUGCCUGACCAGUACCACAAGCGGAUCAUUGGCAUUGGCGGCCAACACAUCCAGCGCAUCAUGAAGAAGCACUCUGUCUUUGUCAAGUUCUCCAAUGCUCAAGAACGCAAUGGCAUGAUUCGAGAAGAUGAUGACAACACGCUGGACAACGUCAUCUGCCGUACCCCUGCGCGGAAUGCCCAGAACCUUGAGCUUGUCAAAUCUGAGAUCCUGGAGAUGGUCGAUCGCGUCGACUCUGAGUUCACUUCUCAGGUGGUGCCUGUCGACCGUUUGUACCACCGCCAGCUGCUCGCCCGCCUUUCGGAUAUUGCAAUCAUGGAGAAGAAAUGGAAUUGCAAGAUCAUUUUCCCAAGCACGGAGCAGGCCAGCGAUGAGGUUACCUUCACUGGUCCCCAGUGGCAGGUGCCCCUUUGUGUGGACGAGUUCUUGGGUAUGGUGCCCGACAACCACGAGCUCGUUCUGGCCCGCACGCCGGCUUUGAUCAAGUACCUGGAGUCUCCUGAAUUCGUCAACGAAGUUGUGCAGAAGCUCAAGGCACAACAUGAGGUUGACCUGACCGUUCAUCAGAACGCAUCGGAGCUCACCGAGGACGGCAAACCGACGGUCACGCUCCUCUGGACUUUCACUCGAAACAACGCUGGCGGCCUGCGUGAUGCCAUGGAGCUUCUUCACGGACACUUUGCCACUGCGGGUGUUGAGGAGACCAUUAUCAAAGGAUCCAUGCCGCGGCCGAAGUCGGAUACUUUCGAGGAAUCUCUCCAGUACUUCGAUUCCAAGCUUCUGCAACACGCGCCGACAACAGUCGCGACCGACUCGCCUACGAAGACUGCCUUCGGCGACGAGGUGGCACGCGAGCGCAGCACGAUCUUUGACAAGCUUCGAAAGCCUGGGAGCAUGUCAUCCAUCUCAUCCUUUCUGGACCGUCGCAAGAACAGCUCUCACUCUGCCAGCAACUUCUUCAAGGGCUCAAGCAACGUGUCCAAAUCAUCUCUCAUCUCCAUUGAAUCAACUCGCAGCUUUAAUGCUGAACGUAACCCCUGGAACGACAGCGGUGUAAACCUACCCGACGACGACAGCCCAUGGCCAAACCGUCCCUUCGGUAACGGCGCCGAACACAAGCCGACGCCCAACGGCAUCGCCCAGCCCGGCGAUGUCACUCCCCGCCACAAUACCCGACAGUCCGCCGACAGCGGGCGUCCUUCCACUGCUCAUUCUACGAAUUCUGGAUACCCCGGUCCUAUUGGUGGGCCAUACCAUUAG
This is a messenger RNA of Diaporthe citri, 2832 nucleotides long. RefSeq lists its product as uncharacterized. NCBI's taxonomy places the organism in Eukaryota, Fungi, Ascomycota, Sordariomycetes, Diaporthales, Diaporthaceae. The record is from RefSeq and is a predicted model, not a curated record. The transcript has 7 exons. Gene Ontology annotation, molecular function: mRNA binding. Gene Ontology annotation, cellular component: nucleus; cytoplasm. Bases 1 to 2832 code for a protein of 943 amino acids. Gene Ontology annotation, biological process: nuclear division.